UAAUUAAAAGCUUCCAAAGCAGCCCGUCCACGUUUCUCUGUCACAACAAAGACGCCUCCAAAUCCGCAUACAAAGCAACCUAGAACAAUCAAAACAAGCCAUCCAACGGAUUUGAUCGUUCUUCACAAAUCCCUUCUCUUCUCACUAAAAAAAUCCCAGAAAAAGAUUCCAUUCUUUCCCAAUUCCUUUAUUAUUCCUUUAUCUGGGUCCAUGGCGGAAUCAGAUAAUGACCUUGCAAUAUCAAGUAAACGCUUUGAUCGAUCCUUUACCUUGCAACCCACCGUUGAUUCUAACUCUAAUCUCAAUUAUGCAUCUCUUAAUCGAGCUCUUUCCAUCAACAAGUUGUACAACUCUAUAGGAUCUGUUUUCUCAGCUGGCAAUUCUAUCAAAGGUAAGGUCAAGCAACUCUGCAGUUUAUUUGACUCUAAGAAACCCCAAAAACUUACAAAUUUGAUCGAAGCUGAAACUAAAAAUAUUAAAUCUUUAAAACAAACGAAAUCACUGUGUUAUAAUGAUGAAUCUUUUAUUAGAUUACCGGGUACCCAAGAUCGAAUUGUUGUUUAUUUGACGAGUUUGAGAGGAAUUAGAAGAACUUAUGAGGAUUGUUACGCGGUUAGGACUAUAUUUAGAGGGUUUAGUGUUUGGGUUGAUGAGAGAGAUGUUUCUAUGGAUUCGGCCUAUAAGAAGGAGUUACAGAGUGUAUUUGGAGGGAAGAAAGUGGGCUUGCCACAGGUUUUUAUAAGGGGAAAGUAUAUUGGUGGAGCUGAUGUCUUAAAGAGUAUGUUUGAAACUGGUGAAUUGGCUAGGGUUCUUGAAGGGUUUCCGAGACAACAACCGGCACUUGUUUGUGGGAGUUGUGGGGAUGUGAGGUUUGUGCCUUGUGGGAAUUGCAAUGGGAGUAGAAAGGUGUUUGAUGAAGAGGAAGAGGUUCUUAAACGGUGUUUGGUAUGUAAUGAAAAUGGCUUGAUUAGGUGCCCUAUUUGCUGCUUAUGAGAGUUGUCAUUGCCAUCACCAUUGCACUUUACUGCUUGCUUGCAUUUAGCUCUCUUGGUAUAAAUAUGGAUCCAAAUGGUUCUUUGGAUUCAUCAUGGGUGUUCUCUUUUGUGUUCACCUGUUUGGGAACGUUUGGUAAUGUUUACUGUCUUGCAGAUCAGCACCGUGAAAAUAAUGCUACUAUUGCACUUAAAAUUACUGGGGAGAGUAUUUUUCUCCUGUAUGGGAUGUAAAUAUUUUAGUGUUCUGUUACUGUAAUGGUGUUGCAAAUAUAGCAAAAGAUGUACUGUAAUCAAACGGGUUUGUUUUUGUGCCCGAGGCUCUCUUGGUAUAAAAGUUGAAGCUCAUCAGAAUCUUAUUUAGGGUUUGAGCUUAAACUUUUAUUGGAUACAUUGCUUCUCUUUUGCAUAUACGGCCAUAUUGUAAAUUAAGCAUCUUAAAACUAUUAUGUUUGCUUUUAUAGCCAAAGAUUGAAAAGAUGGAUGCUUUGCUAUGAUUUAAUA
Molecule: messenger RNA, 1496 nt
Organism: Mangifera indica (mango)
Lineage: Eukaryota; Viridiplantae; Streptophyta; Magnoliopsida; Sapindales; Anacardiaceae
Exons: 1
Coding region: 211-993 (260 amino acids)
Source: RefSeq, a predicted model, not a curated record